Helianthus annuus (common sunflower) is the source of this 2346-nucleotide messenger RNA. Its product is annotated as protein kri1. The transcript has 3 exons. Gene Ontology annotation, cellular component: 90S preribosome; nucleolus. Bases 162 to 2090 code for a protein of 642 amino acids. The record is from RefSeq and is a predicted model, not a curated record. Lineage: Eukaryota; Viridiplantae; Streptophyta; Magnoliopsida; Asterales; Asteraceae. Gene Ontology annotation, biological process: endonucleolytic cleavage in ITS1 to separate SSU-rRNA from 5.8S rRNA and LSU-rRNA from tricistronic rRNA transcript (SSU-rRNA, 5.8S rRNA, LSU-rRNA).
UUUUUAUUUAAACCGUAUUGAAAACCCUAGUAGCAGCUGCUGCAACCAACACUUUUGAAGAAAGCCGUAACCCCUCUUCUCCUCUGAAUUCCGGCCGCCGCUCAGCCACCGUCACCGGUAUUCCGGCCACCGAUAUCAACACACAGAAGAGCAUUGAAAGAAUGGGGAUGAAGCUGUUUGGGGAUGAAGGCGGUGAAGCAGGCGACAUAUCGAAAAUCGAAAUCAACCAAGAGUUCGCACGCCGAUUCGAGCACAACAAGAAGCGCGAAGACUUGCAGCGGUACGAGGAGCUCAAGAAGAAAGGCGUAAUCGAUGACAGCGAAGAAGAAGACGACGAGUCGUCUGAUGACGAUGAGGAAAUUGUUAAUUAUUCAACUAAGCAGGAUUUGAAGUUUUUCGAUGCGUUGAUAAAGGUUAGGAAUAAGGAUCCUUUGCUUAAAAGUAACGAAGCGAAGUUGUUUGAUUCGGAUAACGAAGAAGACGGUGAUGAUGAUGAUGAGGGUGGGGAUGGUAAGAAGGAAAAGGAGAAGAAGAAGAAACCGAUGUUUUUGAAAGACGUGAAUGCGAAGCAUUUGAUUGGGAACGGGCCGGAGUUUGACGACGAAGAUGACGAACGCGACAAUAAAAACCGGAAAAAGAGUUAUUUCGAAGAGCAGGAGGAAGUGCGGAAGGAGUUUUUGGAUGCGGUUGCCGACGAAGAAGAUGACGAUGGAGAACUAUUGAAGGUGAAGAAUGAUAACACAGGUGGUGAUGAAGGCGAAGAUGAGGAUGAUCGCGAGUUUGAAAAGAAGUUGGAUGAGUAUUUUAAAGAAGACGAUAAACUAGAUGAAAACGAGAAGUUUUUGAAGGAUUAUUUUAGGAAAAAGAUGUGGUUGGAUAAAGAUAGCGGUAAAAGUAAAGGGUUCGAUAUUGAAAUAGACGUUUCGGAAGACGAGGAAGAGUUAGUGAAGCAAGAAGAUUACGAACGAGAGUUUAAUUUUAGAUACGAAGAAAACGCAGGGGAUAGAGUAAUGGGGCAUUCGCGUAAAGUUGACGGUUCGGUGAGGAAGAAGGAAAGCUCGAGAAAAAUACAGAGAAUGAAUAAAAAAGAGAGAAUGGCACAAGCAGAGUUAGAGAGGAAUGAGGAAUUGAAGCGUUUGAAAAACUUAAAAAAGAAGGAAAUGAAUGAAAAACUUAGAAAGAUUAGAGAAAUAGCAGGGUUCGGUGAAAACGACGAUUGUUUGUUAGACGAACAUGAUCUUGAAGAGGAGUUUGAUCCGGACAAAUACGAUAGAAAAAUGAAAAAUACUUUUGGUGAUAACUUUUAUGAUGCGGAUGAUGUGGACCCCGGUUUUGGUAGUGAUGAAGAACAUGGUGAGUUGGAAAAACCGGACUUCGAUAAAGAAGAUGAUUUGCUCGGGCUUCCAAAAGGAUGGGAUGAUGAACACGGGUCGGGUGAUGGGUUCUUGGCUUUUAGAGAAAAAAUCUUGAAGAAAAAGGUUAAAAAUGAGGGAAAUGAAGAACAAAAUGAAGAACAAUUACAAGACGAAGAAGGAAAAAGAAAAAGAUCGAAGUUAGAGGAAGAGUUAAUUAAAAAAUCGUUGGAAGAGAUGUAUAAAUUGGAAUGUGAGGGUACAAUCGGGGAUUUAAAGACAAGGUUUAGAUACAAGUCGGUUGAUAAAAACACUUACGGUUUAAAACCGAAGGAGAUUCUAUUAGUGGACGAGAAGGAGCUAAAUCAGAUAGUUCCGUUAAAGAAGUUGGCUACGUAUAGGGAAGAUGAGUUUGUUGUUCCCCGUCAUAAGUUGAAAGAGCAAAAGCAGAAGAUUAAAUCUCUUCUUCGAGGCGAGUCGUCUGAUGGUCACGGUCACUCCGAUGGCGGCAAGAAGCGGAAGCAUGAUGUUGGUCAAACGGAACCUGAAAAGUCAAAGUCGGAUGCGGAAAAUGAAGAGCAGAAAGAAAAUGAAGAGCAGAAAGAAUUAUCCAGGAAACAACGACGAAAGAUGCGAUUAAAGGAAUUCAAGAUAUCGGAUAAAAGGCGAAUGGCGUAUGAAGGAAGUACAGCUAAAAGCAAUAAAAAGAAGAAACACAAAUCCAAAGAUGCAGUAUAAAAGCUUCGAGUUUUGGCCGAGCUCUGCCGGGAAGAUGCGUUUUUACAGUUUUUACGGGUAUUUGAUUCCAAGCGACAUGCAUCUAAAACCAAAUCCAACUAAUUUGUGGAUCGUUUUUGGGAUAUUUUUAUUUAGAUGGAAUUUCAUCAUUGUUUUUGUUUCAUGAUACUUUGUAAGGUUAAACCAGUUAUGUGUUGUGUUAAUUUGUUAUAGAAUGGAUGGUUUUAUAAAAAGGUUUUUUGGGAACUUUGUGUUA